UACAACUAUUGUUCCCAUUAAUAAUUAUAAGGCCAGUGAAAGCUUCAUCUCCAUCAAAACCAUCCCUCAAGCUUUCAAUUGAAACCAUAAAUCUGAGAUUUGCGUUCUGAUAAGGGGUUCAUCUACUCAACAGAUGUUUAGGAAAAUGAUUUGUGGGAAGAACCAACGCAAGUCCAUAGACAACAAUAAUGGCUCCAGAAAGAAGAUCAAAGGCACAGUGGUUUUGGUGAAGAAGAAUAUUCUGGACAUGAACGAUUUGGGUGCCUCGGUUCUUGAUCGAGUUCAUGAGUUCUUGGGAAAAGGUGUUUCGCUUCAGCUUAUCAGCUCUGAUCGUGGCGACCCAGCAAAUGGCGAGCACGGGAAGGUGGGAAAACCAGCAUAUCUUGAGAAGUGGAUUACGACAAUCACAUCAGUGGCAUCGGCUAGCGAGGCUUCGUUCAACGUUACAUUCGACUGGGAUGAGGCCAUGGGUGUUCCUGGUGCUUUCAUGAUCCGAAACCACCACCACAGACAGUUCUACCUUAAGACAGUGACCUUAGAGGAUGUUCCCCGGCACGAUCAAAUCCUUUUCGUGUGCAAUUCUUGGGUUUACCCAGCACAUCGCUACAGAAAUGACCGCGUCUUCUUCACAAACAAGACCUACCUACCACACAAUACACCAGAACUACUACGCCAUUAUCGGGAGCAAGAACUUGUUAAUCUCCGAGGAAAUGGAUCGGGCAUGCUCAAGGAGUGGGAUAGAGUUUAUGACUACGCAUACUACAAUGAUUUGGGAAUGCCCGACAAAGGAUCAGAUUAUAAACGGCCAGUUCUUGGUGGAUCUGAGGAGUACCCAUAUCCCCGAAGAGGAAGAACUGGCAGGGCACCAACUAAAGCCGAUCCUAACACUGAAAGAAGAUUACCUCUUCUUAGUUUAAACAUUUAUGUUCCAAGAGAUGAACGGUUCAAUCAUGUGAAGAUGUCGGAUUUCCUUGCUUACGCACUCAAAUCCGUAGGACAGGUACUCCUGCCAGAGGUCAAGGCUUUAUUUGACAAAACUCCUAAUGAGUUCGAUACAUUCCAAGACAUACUAAACCUUUAUGAAGUGGGGUUUAAGCCGCCAAAAGGGUUCUCGUUAUAUAAAUUUAGGAACUGCAUCCGAUGGGAGAUGCUGAAGGAGCUCUUCCGCUCUGAUGGUGGUGAGCGGUUCCACAAAUUUCCUAUGCCCGAUGUAAUCAAAGAGGAUAGGUCUGCCUGGAGGACAGACGAGGAGUUCGCACGAGAAAUGCUUGCGGGUGUGAACCCUGUUAUCAUCCGACGCCUCCAAGAAUUUCCACCUGCUAGCAAGCUCGAUCCUAAAAUAUAUGGUAAUCAAACCAGUUCAAUGACCAGAGAGCUAAUUGAGAAGAACAUGGGUGACCUAACAGUAGAUGAAGCAAUUGAGAAUAACAAGCUGUUCAUAUUGGAUCAUCACGAUGCACUAAUGCCAUACCUGACACGGAUAAACUCAACCACCACGAAGACCUAUGCCAGUAGAACACUUCUCUUGCUGCAAGAUGACGGAACAUUGAAGCCAUUGGCAAUCGAGUUGAGCCUACCACAUCCACAAGGUGAACAACAUGGUGCCAAAAGCCAAGUCUUCACUCCAGCAGACCUCGGCAUUGAAGGUGCCGUUUGGCAACUGGCUAAAGCUUACGCUGCAGUAAGUGAUUCUGGUUACCAUCAGCUCAUUAGCCACUGGUUGAACACGCAUGCAGUAAUUGAGCCAUUUGUCAUUGCAACGCAUAGACAAUUAAGCGUGCUUCACCCAAUACAUAAGCUCUUGCAUCCCCAUUUCCGCGAUACUAUGUAUAUAAACGCCUUGGCUCGACAGAUCCUCAUCAAUGCUGGUGGGGUGCUUGAGAGAACUGUCUUUCCAGCUAGAUAUGCAAUGGAAAUGUCUUCUGUAAUUUACAAGGGCUGGAAUUUCACUGAGCAGGGACUUCCAGCUGAUCUGCUUAAAAGAGGAGUGGCAGUUGAAGACUCAAGCCAACCAUAUGGCCUGAAACUUCUGAUAGAGGAUUACCCCUAUGCUGUUGAUGGACUUGAAAUCUGGUUCGCAAUUGAAACAUGGGUUCGUGAAUAUGCAACUUUUUACUACUCCACGGAUGAGUUAGUUCGAGGUGACUCCGAACUCCAGUCUUGGUGGAUAGAGCUCCGGAAUAAGGGCCAUGGUGACAAGAAAGACGAGCCAUGGUGGCCAAAGAUGCAGACACGAGAUGACGUCAUCAAAACAUGCACCAUUGUUAUAUGGGUGGCUUCUGCCCUCCACGCAGCUGUCAAUUUUGGCCAAUACCCUUACGCUGGCUAUCUUCCUAACCGCCCAACUGUGAGCCGCCGGUUCAUGCCAGAGCCUGGGACUUCUGAGUAUAGUGAGCUUGAAACAAACCCUGAGUUAGCCUACCUGAAAACAAUAACAGCCCAGUUCCAAACCCUCCUCGGCGUGUCACUGAUAGAGAUAUUGUCCAGGCAUUCUGCAGAUGAGGUUUAUUUGGGACAGAGGGAAACUCAGGAUUGGACUGCGGAUACCCAACCUCUAGAUGCAUUUGCAAGAUUUGGGAGCAAGCUGGAGCAAAUAGAGAAAAGAAUAAUGGACCGGAACAACGAUUACAAGAGAUACAAAAACCGGUUUGGGCCCGUCAAAGUGCCUUAUACCUUGCUCUAUCCUAACACCUCGGAUUACACCAGAACUAGUGGACUUACAGGGAAGGGAAUUCCCAACAGUAUCUCAAUCUAGAAACUCUUGAAGUAAUUAAUUCGUAAACGAGUGUUUUUGUAGCUACUCAUUUUGCUAGUAUGUAUGUUCUCUAGAAAUCAACUCUCGAGCCACUUCAGUAAAAAUUGGCUUUUGUAAUAUCGAUUUUUCUUGGUUUUUGAAGGCCAGUAUAUAUAUGCAGAUUAUUCUCAAUGUUCC
This is a messenger RNA of Camellia sinensis, 2932 nucleotides long. RefSeq names its product putative linoleate 9S-lipoxygenase 5. Gene Ontology annotation, biological process: lipid oxidation. Gene Ontology annotation, molecular function: protein binding; metal ion binding; oxidoreductase activity, acting on single donors with incorporation of molecular oxygen, incorporation of two atoms of oxygen. The record is from RefSeq and is a predicted model, not a curated record. Lineage: Eukaryota; Viridiplantae; Streptophyta; Magnoliopsida; Ericales; Theaceae.